This is a messenger RNA of Zingiber officinale, 2213 nucleotides long. RefSeq names its product WD40 repeat-containing protein HOS15-like. The transcript has 14 exons. Gene Ontology annotation, molecular function: transcription corepressor activity; protein binding. Gene Ontology annotation, cellular component: histone deacetylase complex. Gene Ontology annotation, biological process: regulation of transcription by RNA polymerase II. The coding region runs from base 102 to 1892 and encodes 596 amino acids. The record is from RefSeq and is a predicted model, not a curated record. Lineage: Eukaryota; Viridiplantae; Streptophyta; Magnoliopsida; Zingiberales; Zingiberaceae.
GAAUCCAGGCCCUGUAUUUUAGCCCUAGUUCACCAUCGAGUUCGGUAUGCGAUUUUGUCGUCAUUUCAUUUCACGGUGGAGCAAUCUCGGCCGUGGAUUCCAUGACGAUUUCGACUAUCACUUCCACCGAGCUCAUCUUCCUCGUCUUCCGUUACCUCCAGGAAUCAGGUCGCCGUCUCUUGUCCUCGAUCUCCGUCGUAUUACUCUCCCGUUCCUCUCGAAUCGGAUACACUAUCUUCUCUAUCAGGCGAUUAGGUUUGACUCAUGCAUCAUUUGUUUUGGGAUAUGAAGCUGGCAUUCACAAUUUUGCCAUUGAUGGAAAUCUAGUUCCACCAGAUGCUCUUGUCACCCUAGUACAAAAAGGUCUGCGGUAUGUUAAAAUGGAAGCUAACUUAGAUAAUAAUGAUGUAGAUUCUGAAGAUGACUUUUCCUUUUUGCAACCUUUGGAUCUCAUCACAAAGAGUGUAGAUGAACUACAAAUAAUGGUAAAAGCUAAGCGAGAAGAAAAGAUUCAGAAGGAAUCUGAUAGAAUUAAAGAUAAUGUGCAUGCUCGAGAACAAGAACAAUUUAAAGGUGAGACACCAGGAGGAAGGCAAAAGAAAGAUGGAGAUCAAGAAGACGAUAAAGAUAAGAUGGAUGUGGAUGAUGACCAAGGGAAGGUUAAGGAAAGGGUGAUGAAAAUGGAAAAGCGACAUUCCCAAUCCAAAGUAAAGAGUAAACUUGGAAAGCAUAAAGUUUCUAGGGGGCCAAAACAAAUGGACAACACACCUAGUUCUCAAUCUUUAGCUUGUGAGAUCUCGUCUUCUGAAGUGACCAUCUUGGAAGGACAUGGUUCUGAGAUAUUUGCUUGUGCAUGGAGCCCAGCUGGCUCACUUCUUGCCUCCGGGUCUGGUGAUUCAACUGCAAGGAUUUGGAAAGUUCCAGAUGGUCCAUCCUGCAAAGAUGUGCAAAUUUUACCUUCAAAUGUUCAUAUCCUUAAACAUUUCAAGGGUAGAGCAAAUGAGAAGUGCAAAGAUGUCACUACCCUAGACUGGAAUGAUGGUGGUUCUUUACUUGCUACUGGUUGCUACGAUGGACAAGCAAGAGUAUGGAGCCCAGAUGGAGAACUGAGAAGCACAUUAGCGAAACAUGAAGGAGCCAUUUUCUCACUAAAAUGGAACAAGAAGGGUGAUUUCCUCCUAAGUGGCAGUGUUGACAAAACUACUAUUGUGUGGGAUACAAACACUUGGGAAUGCAAACAACAAUUUAAAUUUCAUUCAGCGCCAAUAUUUGACAUUGAUUGGAAAAACAAUUGUACUUUUGCCUCAUGCUCUGCCGACAACAUGAUCUAUGUUUGCAAGGUUGGUGAGACUUGCCCGUUGAAGGCUUUUUCUGGGCACAAGGCCGAAGUUAAUGCUGCUAAAUGGGAUCCAACUCAGACCCUAUUGGCUUCAUGCUCUGAUGAUGGGACUGCAAAGAUAUGGAGUCUGAAGGAGGAUAAAUAUUUGCAUGAUUUCAGAGAUCAUAGCAAGGAAAUAUACACAAUUAGAUGGAGGCCAAUUGGUCCGUGCACAAAUACUUCAAAUCAAGUUCUCGCUACUGCGUCUUAUGACUCUACGAUUAAAUUGUGGGACAUCGAGCAUGGACACCUUCUUUGCAGCUUGAAUGGUCACAAGGACGCUGUAUAUUCUAUAGCAUUUAGUCCAAAUGGUGAAUACUUGGCGAGCGGAGCGUUGGAUCGGUCGCUGCACAUAUGGUCCAUAAAAGAAGGGAGGUUAGUGAAGACUUACCAGGGGCCAGGCGGCAUCUUUGAGGUAUGCUGGAACAGGGAAGGUGACAAGGUAGCGGCGUGUUUCUCCGACAAGAUGCUUUUCCUCAACAAUAUCAUCACUGUCAUGGACUUCCGGAUGUAGAAUGUAUAGUCAAUUGUGAAGGUUGCGAUAAUUAGAAGUUUGUAAAUCUGAUAGGGCAGAGGUUGACCAAACCUUACUGAACCGGGUUCGAGUUACUAGGCAGAGAUUUUUUUAAUCUGCUAGGUCACAACCGAGCAACUUUGUGAGACUCGGGGUCAUCAGUUUGUAGCAAAGGUUUUUUGUUUUUUUAAAUUUUUUCUCUUCCUUUUUAUCAGUAUAUAUUUGUAAGUGCAACUUACAAAUAAUAUGACGUGUAAAAUGAUAGGAAUUCUCAAACUAAGGCUAUUUAAAUUAUAACGAAACACAAAUCGAGUUUAAAUU